CAAUACCAGUGAAAUUCUAAGCUCAAGACUAUUAACCAAGUUGUAUCCAGGUUCAUGAUUAGUCAGGCUGACUCGGGGGAGAAAGGAACACAUCACAGAUUUAGCGUUAAUAUUCACACUCAGCAAUUUAAUCAAGGCACCUGUCCAGAAGUUAAUAGGAACAAAGCUUGACUUACAACACAAAGGAGAUCAAAAGAUAAACACUGUUUCCAGUUUUAUUUGUUUCCGUUCGGCACAGUUAUGAUCCACCAAAAAGGAGCCUUCUAACUAGUCUCAGAGCUGUUAUUAACAUGCAGACUCCAUUAAGAGACCAAAGAGCAGGCUUCCAUUUGCAGAGAGAAACCUCUUUGCCUUUUCCAUUUACACUUCAGGAUCAGAGCCUGACACCAAAUCCCCUUUGUGACAAGGGGCUAUCCAGCCCCUUUACAGCAGGCAAAGAGAUCGAAGACGCAGCAGGGGGCAGCCUGGCCCUACAGACCAGAGCGCAUGGAGAGCAGCAUUUGGGUCACCAGGCACAAUGUUUUCUUAGAAACAGACAGAAAGUAACUGGCCGGUUGCUGCCUGUACAAGCCCCACCCUGACGCGAGGCUGAGACUUUCCCCUCCCAUCACAAAACAUCUAACAACAGAGGACCCCUUGGCACACGGAAAGGAAGUUGCUGAAAAUAAACGCUAUUUGGAACUGUUUUAACUUCUUGUGCUGGCACUUUCUGAACUGGAUUCCCACUCCCCCUGCACUUGGACUGUAGCCGAGAAGGCUCUGAAAACAGAUUUAACAACCUCUUAACCAGCGUGAGGUGAGAGGACCCAGGCUACUGUAGGCAUCUCCUAUUGGAUGCUCCAUCCAAGAUGGCUGCCCUCAUCACUGAAAACUUCCGCUUCCUUUCUCUGUUCUUCAAAAGCAAAGACGUGAUGAUCUUCAAUGGCCUGGUGGCCCUGGGCACGGUGGGCAGCCAGGAGCUCUUCUCUGUGGUCGCCUUCCACUGCCCCUGUUCUCCGGCCAGGAACUACAUCUAUGGACUGGCUGCCAUCGGAGUCCCAGCCCUGGCCCUGUUCCUCAUCGGCGUCAUCUGGAACAACCACACCUGGAAUUUGGUGGCCGAGUGCCACAAGAGGGGGGCCAAGAACUUCUCAGCCGCAGCCACCUUCCUGCUCUUUGGCUCCAUCAUAGGGCGGGCUGCCGUGGCCCCUGUCACCUGGUCGGUCAUCUCACUGCUCCGCGGAGAAGCCUACGUCUGUGCCCUCAGUGAAUUUGUGGAUCCUGCCUCCCUAGAUAAAUUUCCAUCCAGAUAUGGACCGGAGACCCUGGCCAGGUUCCCUUGUAAAGACAUUCCAGGGAACUUGACAAGUUUUAAGGAAGAAGUGAUAAGAAGACUAAGAUACGAGUCCCAGCUCUUUGGAUGGCUGCUCAUUGGGGUCAUCGCAGUCUUGGUUUUCCUCACCAAGUGCCUGAAGCACUGCUGCUCGCCGCUCAGCUACCGGCAAGAGGGCUACUGGUCCCAGUACCGCUCUAGCGAGGCCAAGCUCUUCGAGCGCACUGCCGAAGUCCACUCCAAGAUCCUGGCUGCCAACAACGUCAAGCAGUUCUUCGGCUUCGUGGCUCUGAACAAGGAGGAGAAGGAGCUAGUGGAGGAGUUCCCAGUGGAGGGCGUCCAGCCAAGCCCGCAGUGGAACGCCAUCACCGGGGUCUAUAUCUACCGGGAAAAUCAGGGCUUCCCACUCUACAGCCGGCUCCAUAAGUGGGCCAAAGGGGUGGAGGGGAACGGGCCAGGGCCUGAUGGUCAGGAAAUGGUCUUCCUAGCCACAUAAGAGAACCAGCAGCCCAGGGGGAUGACAGAACCAGUUCCCCACACCAUCUUUAUUAUAUGGAGAUAUACCUAUCUCAUAGAACCGGAAGGGACCUUGAAAGGUCAUCAAGUCCAGUCCCCUGCCUUCACAGCAGGACCAAGUACUGUCCCUGACAGAUUCCCUCCCUCCCCGCCCCACGAUCCCUAAAUGCCCCUCUCAACCCUGGGUUUAGCAGGCCAAUGCUCAAACCACUGAGCUAUCCCUUCCCCCUCUCCCCCCAGACUUUCCCAUCAGACUUUGCUUCACUGUAUGUUCAAAUAGGUAAAAAUGGCACAGUAGCAUGGCUAGUCGAUUUGCUGCUAAUUCUCCUCCAAACAGCUGUUCCUCUUGGGCACAGCAAGGGAGGAAGGAUGAACAUUCACUCACUCACUCAUGCCCGUCACCCCAAUCGGGGUAUGGGCCGCCAACCACAGAUCUCCAGAGUCCUCUAUCCUGGGCCAACAGCUUCAGGAUAAAGACCAACCGCCUCGUGCCAGGAACCUGUCUCUAAGACACAACCAUGCACUGCUGCUCCCACACAGAGGACAUGGCACCUAAGCAGGUAGGUGCACCCUGUCGCCAGACUAUGAGUGCGGCAGCCCUACCGUUCUGAGGCACAGACCGAGCCGCCGGGUCCUGCGUACACAAAGACACAUUAAAGAUGGGAAACCAGCUACAAUACACUGCCAGGGUUUCCCCAUCUCAGCUACGAAUGCGGCAGCCUCUUUGCUCUCCUUCAUUUCAGGGUCAGGACAAGACAACCCAGCACAACUGCCUAUUUUAUUAUUAAGACUUUACCUUGCAGUUCUAUAGCAUAAACAAAUUCCCAGAGGACCUGAUGGGCAAUUGCAUCUGGGGUGGAACACAACAGCAGUCCAUCAAUGCACAGAAAAACUCCAGAGUCUAAGGGUUUGUCUACAUGAAGGAAGGGAGGGGGUAGUGUACCCUAACUUGGAUCAGUGCACAUUGAAAUGACCUGCGUUCACACAAUGCAGACCCUGAAAGCACAGUAGCUCCAUAGUUAAAGGGUAUAAAGUUCACCGGGCACUGAGUUCAUACAAACCCAUGUUCGUGUACGCACAUUUCUCAUUCACACUAUUUUAGCUGUCCUCUAAGUGCCACGCCACACUGCGUGUCCCCAGGACUGACCUGUCAGUUUCCCUGUGUAUCCUCCCCCUCCACUCCUCUGGGGUCAAGGUGACCUGAUGCCAGCAAGUAGGCCACUGAUAUUGCACAGGGAAAUUUAAUGAAGUGGAAUGUAAUUACCCAGUUGGAAACUGGCCAGGACACCAAAGACCCUUUUUCAAUGAGCACAUAUGGUCAACUUGGUUUUAUGUAUCCGGAAGACAGCACAGUCAGCAGACCUGCAUCCUGCUGAGCUGGCUUGGGACAGGUUGAGUCAUCACCACCACUUCCUGCAGCACCUUGGGAUUCUCAUUCAAGCACUGACCAGCUUCGCCCCCUGCUUAGGGUCUGAGACAUGGCAAGCUCAUAACCAGACUUAGUGCACACUCUUCACGCUUAAUUGUAUCAGUUAAGCAUCUUUCUCCCACUGGAAGGAGACCAGAAACCAGCCAGCCAAAAGACUGCAUUAUGAACAUGUCUUGUGCCUGUAGAGAAUGAUUUGCACUGAUUGGAAUCGGUGGGAUUCAGCCAUGGGAAGCAGUGACCACUCCUCCCUUCUUUCAUUGGGCUUUUAAAACUGUUUCCACUGCCUUAAAUGGCUCCUGAACGAGAUCCUCACAGAUUCUCUCUCAAGAACCAAACGCCACUCUGAGAAACGGAGAAAGGGGAGGUUUAAAUGUACCACUGUCAUUGCACUAUUGUGUUGUCCACUGGCUGGAGAAUUGAUGUGUGUUUAUAGCACUGCACAAUUCAUCUGUCUCUAACUGCAUGUUGAAUUAGUUACACACAA
Molecule: messenger RNA, 3741 nt
Organism: Mauremys mutica (yellowpond turtle)
Lineage: Eukaryota; Metazoa; Chordata; Testudines; Geoemydidae
Gene: CALHM2
Product: calcium homeostasis modulator family member 2
Exons: 4
Coding region: 849-1808 (319 amino acids)
Molecular function (GO): monoatomic cation channel activity
Source: RefSeq, a predicted model, not a curated record